UGUGUCAGUGCGGGAGGAGUGAUCCAUGCUCUCUGAACAGACGAACUUUCACCCCACCUCCAGUCCCGAUGCAGCAGCUAAUCAUCAGCCGAGAGCGAGAACGCGGGACAUACCACAUCUCCGCCUUCUACCUGGCCAGGCUCACGGCCGAGAUGCCCCUGGCCAUUAUCAAGCCGAUCGGCAGUGUCACCAUCGUCUUUGCCAUGGCCGGAGUGCAGAGCGUGGCUGCUUUUUUCAUUCACCUCGGAGCUGUCCUCUUGGGAGCAUUCAACGCCCAGUCGAUGGGCUCCCUGCUCACCGCCUGUAUCCUGCCGAUCGACCGGUGCAUGAUCGCCAGCAUGAUCGCCUUCUUGGCCCAGCUGCUUCUCGGAGGCUUCUACGUCCAGCGUAUGCCGGUUUGGAUCAGCUGGUGCCGCUACCUCUGCCCCUCCACCUACAUCUUCGCCAUCAUGUUGGGCAACGAUCUGGCCGACGGCCGCACCUUCCUAUGUAAGACCGAAAACUCUGCCUUCCAUCACUGUACCCAGACGGGGAACUGGAGCAACGGCACAGCCUUCAUCCCCCGACAAGAUAUCCUCGAUAUCUACAACAUCCACCUCCCCGACUGGGCCAGCGUCCUUGUCCUCCUGCUCUUCCUCAUCUUCUUCCACACCAGCGCCUACAUCGUCCUCAGAACCUUCCGAAAGCCCUGAAGCAUGGGAUGGGGGAAAGGGGGUGGAAUACUGUGGGGGUGAUGUAGAGGGAGCUCCACACCAUGUCCCGGGAGCGCUCGGUGUCCACACUGGGGAUAAAGUGGGGGAACACACUGUGGGGGUGAUGUAGAGGGAGCUCCACACCGUGUCUGACCCGUGUCCCGGGAGCACUCGGUGCCCACACUGGGGAUAAAGUGGGGGGACACACUGUGGGGGUGAUAUAGAGGGAGCUCCACACCGUGUCUGACCCGUGUCCCGGGAGCGCUCGGUGUCCACACUGGGGAUAAAGUGGGGGUGAUGUAGAGGGAGAUCCACACCGUGUCUGACCCGUGUCCCGGGAGCGCUCGGUGCCCACACUGGGGAUAAAGUCGGGGGGACACACUGUGGGGGUGAAGUAGAGGGAGCUCCACACCGUGUCUGACCCGUGUCCCGGGAGCGCUCGGUGUCCACACUGGGGAUAAAGUGGGGGGACACACUGUGGGGGUGAUGUAGAGGGAGCUCCACACCGUGUGUGACCCGUGUCCCGGGAGCGCUCGGUGUCCGCACUGGGGAUAAAGUGGGGGGACACACUGUGGGGGUGAUGUAGAGGGAGCUCCACACCGUGUCUGACCCGUGUCCCGGGAGCGCUCGAUGUCCACACUGGGGAUAAAGUGGGAGGGACACUGUGGGGGUGAUGUAGAGGGAGCUCCACUCCGUGUCUGACCCGUGUCCCUGGAGCGUUCGGUGCCCACACUGUAGAUAAAGUGGGAGGGACACUGUGGGGGUGAUGUAGAGGGAGCUCCACACCGUGUCUUACCCGUGUCCCGGGAGCGCUCGGUGCCCACACUGGGGAUAAAGUGGGGGGACACACUGUGGGGGUGAUGUAGAGGGAGCUCCACACCGUGUCUGACCCGUGUCCCUGGAGCGCUCGGUGUCCACACUGGGGAUAAAGUGGGGGGACACACUGUGGGGGUGAUGUAGAGGGAGCUCCACACCCUGUCUGACUCAUGUCCCGGGAGCGCUCGGUGCCCACUCUGGGGAUAAAGUGGGGGGACACACUGUGGGGGUGAUGUAGAGGGAGCUCCACACCGUGUCUGACCCGUGUCCCGGGAGCGCUUGGUGUCCACACUGGGGAUAAAGUGGGGGGACACACUGUGGGGGUGAUGUAGAGGGAGCUCCACACUGUGUCCCGGGCGCGAUCAUGGAAGAAGGUAUUGAGGUCGGAGAUGGGGAGUGUGGAACAUCGAACAGGCCUUGAGCCCUCAACGUGCAACCUAAACAUGACACCAAAUCGAACUGAAUCCCAUCCCGCCAGCCCAAGUGUCUAACAGCUCUUCUGCAGCCUGUCCAGAGCCCCUGUACCUUUCCUGUGACAUCACACGAUAUCCUCAAGUGUGGCCUGACCAGUUUUCCCGACUCUUGCACUCAGCUGAUGAAGCCACGCCCUCUUUACCGCCCCUGUCUUACUCGUGCGGCCACUUUCCGAGAGCUGUGGAGCUGCACUGCCAGCUCCCUCUUCAUGUGGACACUCUUGCCCCGUCCUCCUACAUCGGGACCUCCCGAAGUGUGACAUCUUGCACCAGCCCUGGGUUAAAGUCGUUUGCCCCCUCUCUGCCCUCAUUUCCAACCGGUCCGUUUCGCUUCACAAAGUUGCUCGUCCAUCCACAACUCCACUGCAAGUUACAGCACGAAGGAGCUGCGUUUACCCUCCCGAGGGGGUGGGGGAGAUCUCCAGCAUUCUCUCCCACUGCACCAGCUUCUCUGCCCCUUCCCAGAAAAGGCCCAGAUCAAUUUAAUCGGGAAAUCAGGAAUGGGGUGAAAAAUUGAGCUAGGUUAGCCUGGACGUAGAACCAGAAGACAUAGGAGCAGUAUUAGGCCAUUCAGCCCUUUGAGUCUGCUCUGCCAUUUCAUCAUGGCUGAUCCUGGAUCCCACACAACCCCAUACACCUGCCUUGGAUGCCCUGACCGAUCAGGAAACUAUCAACUUCUUCCACGAACUUGGUCUCCACUGCAGUCUGUGGCAGAGCCUUCCACAGAUUGACCACUCUCUGGAUAAAGAAAUCCCUCCUUACCUCUGUUCUAAAAGUUCACCCCUCAAUCUUGAGGCUGUGCUCCCCAGCCCUGGAUACCCCCACCAUAGGAAACAUCCUCUCCACAUCCCCCAUAUCUGGUCCUUUCAACAUUCAGUGGGUUUCAAUGAGAUCCUCCCGCAUUUUUCUAAAUUCCAGUGAGUUCAGGCCCAAAGCUGCCCAACGCUCCUCAAACGUUAACCCCUUCACUCCCAGAAUCAUCCUCGUGAACCUCCUCUGGACUCUCUCCAAUGACAACACAUCCUUUCUGGGAUAUGGGGCCCAAAACUGUUGACAAUACUCCAAGUGCUUCUGACUAGGGGCUCAGCAUUAUGUUUUUAUAUUAUAUUCCCCUUGAAAUAAAUGCCAACAGUGCAUUUGCCUUCUUUCCCACAGACUCAACCUGUGAAUUCACCUUCUGGGAGUCUUGUACAAGGACUCCCAAGUCCCUUUACACCUCUGAUGUUUGAAUCUUCUCCCAUUUAACUGUUGUUCCUUUCCCCAAAACGUAUUAUCAUACAUUUCCCAACACUACAUUCUAUCUGCCACUUUUUAAAUCCAUUCUUCCUCAGCACUACCUCUCCACCCAUCUUCGUACCAUCCACAAACUUUGCCCGAAAGCCAAUCAACUCCAUUAUCUACAUCACUGACAAACAAUGUGAAAAGUCACGGUCCCAAUACUGAUCCUGCGGAACACCACUAGUCACUGACAGCCAACCAGAAAAGGCCCCCUUUAUUCCCGCUCGCUGCCUCCUGCCCGUCACCCAUUCCUCUAUCCUUGACGGUAUCUUUCUUGUAACGCCAUUGAAUUGUAUCUUGUUACGCAGCCUUGUGUGGCACCUCAUCAAAUGCCUUGUGAAAAUCCAAGUAAGUGACAUCCAGUGCCUCUGCAUUGUCCACCCUACGUGUCACUUCCUUGAAGAACAACGAGAGAUUUCUCAGGCAAGAUUUCCCUUCACAGAAACCAUGGUGAUUUUGACUAUUUUAUCAUCAUUCUCCAAUUACCCUGAAACCUCAUCCUCAAUAAUGGACUCCGACACUUUCCCAACCACCCAGGUUAGGCUCACUGGUCUAUAAUUUGCUUCCUUUCGACUUCUUUCCUUCUUAAAGAGUGGAGUGACAUUUGCAAUUUUCCGGUCCUCUGGGACCAUGCCAGAAUCAAGUGAUUCUUGAAAGAUGGUGACCAAUGCGUCCGUUCUCUCUUCAGCAACCUCUCUCAGGACUCUCGGAUGCAGCCCAUCAGCCUUUCAGCUUGCCUUGUAAUAGACACGGUACUCACUACUGCUUCCUGACACUCACAGACCCCCGGCACACCGCUGGGGCCUUCCACGGCAAAGACCGAGAAAAAGUACCCAUUAGUUCAAUCUGCCAUGUCUUUGUCCCCCAUGACUACCUCACCAGCAUCCUUUUCCAGUGGUCCAAUAUCAACUCUCACCUCCCUUUCACUCUAUAAAACUGAACUGUUGUUUACUAUCCUGCUUUAUAUUAUCGGCUAGUUUGCCCUCAUAUUUCAGUUGCCUUUUGUUGGAUUUUAAAACCUUCCCCGAUCAUCCAACUUCCCGCCCACUUUUGCUACCUUUUAUGCCCUUUCCCGGGCUUUUAUGCAGUCCCUAACUUCCCUUGCCGGCCCCUGCCAUUUGAGAACAGCUUCCUCUGUGGGACAUAUCUAUCCUCUGAACUAUUCCCAGAAACUUCAGCCAUCUCUGCUCUACCAUCAUCCCCUGCCUCUGUAAUUCCCUUUAUUCCACUGCGAUACGGAUACAUGUGAGUUAUGCUUCUCCCUCUCAAGUUGCAGUAUGAAGUCAAUACUGCCUCCAUGUCUUACAAUCCGACACCAUCCUGAAUUUCCCAAUCCCCUUGCAUAUUGGAGUCCCCUAUUUCAAUUGAGUCAUUACCCUUAUCACACGCCUUUUCCAGCUCCCUUUGCAAUGUCAACCCCACAUCUUGGCUACUAUUUGGAGGCCUAAAUAUGAUUCCCGUUCUUAUUUAUCUUUACAGUUUCUUAACUCCACCCACAAAGAUUGAACAUUCUCUGACCGUCUCCUCUUUCUAAAGAUGUAAUUCUAUCUCUUACCAACAGUGAGACAUCACCACCUUUGCCUUCCUGCCUGUCCUUUUGAUACAAAGCAUAUAGUUUGAUGUUAAAUUAUAGCCUUUUCUUAGCCAUGACUCAGCGAUGCCUGCAACACCAUACCGACUAAUCUCUAACUGUGCCACCAGUUCAUCCACCUUAUUCCGAAUGCUGUGUGCAUUUAAAUACAGCACCUUCAGUCCUGCAUUCUUCGCCCUUCUGAAUUUUGUCUCUCUGGUACAAUUUAACUCUUUGCUCUGCCUGCAUUUGUACCCAGUCGUUGGCCUGUCCUUCCUUACAUCCAUGUUACACCCAUCAGCUACUUGUAAACCUGUCGGCUCAUCCUCAGCUCUGUCAUCCUGGCUCCCACCCCCCUGCCAUGUUAGUUUAAACCGCACCCAACAGCUCUAGUAAAACCUCCCCCAAGAAUAUUGGUUCCCCCUCGGUUUCAAGUGCAACCCAUCCCUUUUGUACAGGUCCCAUCUGCCCCAGAAGAGGCCUCAAAUAUCCAGCAAUCUCCAAUUCUUCAACACACAUUUAUCUGCCACCUCACUUUAUUCCUAUCCUCACUGUCGCGUGGCACAGACAGAAAUCCCAAGAUUAGCUUCCUUCCUAACUCCCUGUAUUCUGUUUACAGGAUCUCCUCCCAUUUUCUACCUAGGUCAUUGGUAGCAAUUUGUACCACAAUUUACGACUGGUUACCCUCCCAUUUCAUGAUCAGAAACAUCGUGGACCCUGGCACCUGGGAGGCAAACUCCCAUCUGUAUGUCUUUUUUGUGUCCUUAGAAUCGGCUAUCAGUCCCCCUAACUCUUCCAUCCUCUUCAGUUUCCCCCCCCCUUCUGAGUCACGGCUACUGUUGCUCUCCACAGUCUAACGUACUUCCUUCCCUCUCCCGACAGUCUACCUCCCUGUCCAUCACCUCUUCACUUUCCCAAGCUCAUCGAGCUCACAGUCUCGAAGGAGCAGUGUCUCGAUGAAACCUGGCACCAUUCGAAAAUCAGGGAGGCCCUAAACUGAGGGUAUUAAAAGAACAAGUCACAGAAACUAAACCAGGCACAGGGAAUCGAAGGCAAGACACACAAAAUGCUGCAGGAACUCGGCAACAGCCAUGGAAAAGAGUAAACAGUCGCCGUUUCGGGACUGGAAACAACCAAUCUUGGGGUCCUCGUGGAACUCGGAGCAGCAGGGUUGGGGUAAAUCGGGAGGUGGGACAGAAUUAACUGGGGAUUCCUUGUCAGAUGGGCCAGCGUCGCUGGAAUAGAUUUAGUGAGACUGUCCCACUGUCAGCACAGUCCUUCACUGGCUACUGUCGGUGGGAAGCCAAGGCAGUUUCCACUUGUGGACGUCUUCUACAGCUCACCUCCCCUCACCCUACAUCUCCAAAAGAAUCUCCUCGCUAUUGUCGGCAGAAGCGAGUGUAAUUUCCACCCUGAGACAGUCUUCACACUACUGCAUUUAAUCCCAAUUUUUGGAAGAAUUUCCCCACUGUUGAUGAUGGAAUGGGCCGCAAUUUCCACCUUGGCACAUCUUUGUACGACUCCUCUCUCCUACCCCCAAUGACCCCUUUGCAAAUGGUUCCCUGCUAUUGCCGGGAUAGUUUUUACAUGUUUAACUUCCCCUACCGUGUUUUGUUUCCAUUUUCUCCCCUUUUCUGGAGGUAUUUCCCCACUAUUACCGGUAGAAGAUUCCAUCCCGGGAUAGCUUUACAUGGUGAACUUCCCCUACUGUGCUGUUUGCAUUUUCUCCCCCUUUUCUGGAGGAAUUUUCCCGCUAUCAUCGGUAGAAGUGGCAGUAGCUUCCACUGCCUUUACACGGUUAAACCCCCUUUACUUUUCUUUAUCCUCAUAGCCAGAGGAAUUUCCCCAGUAUUUCAGUGUAAGUUCUCAGUUUCUGCCCCCUAGUGUCUUUACAUUCACUUGUUACUAACCGAGUGGUAGCACAGCAAUACCUUUCUUCUCUCUGUCUCUUUUUUAACAACGCCAGCAAAUCCAAAGAGCUGACUGUUGGCUUCAGGAAGGGAACCAGAGGGCGAACAUGGGCUCAUUGAUAUUGGGAGGUUGGCAGUGGAGAGUGCUAAAUUCCUGUAAGUAGACACGUCAUAUGACCUAUCCUGGGCCUGGCACAGGGAUGCCAAUUACGAGAAAGGCGCACCGGCAUCUUUUCUUUCUGAGGUCAAGGAGGUUCGUUCUCACCGAAUACACCUUUGAAAGUCCCCUGACCGGUUGGUGUGGCCACUGAGAUGGCAAGCGAUAGACAGUGUCAGACUCUGCCUGACACAUCCCUGCCCACCAUUGUCAGUGUUCACAGGAGACAACAUCCAUCAAAGAUCCCCGCGACCCGGGCCAUGCAGGAGGUCUCGAAGCCCGAAGCCCCGGGAACAGUGACUUCCCUUCAACCAUUGAAUUCCUGAACAGAUUAGCGACACCAUGACCACUUGUGAAGUCCCCCACCUCUUCCACCCCCCCCCACCUGUCACUUUCCCCGCCCCCUACCUUCAUAUGCUGGCUUCCGCCCCCCUUCCUUUCCAGUCCUGAUGAAGGGCCUCAGCUCGAAACCUCCAUCGCAGCUACCCGACCUGCUGAGUUCCUCCAGCUCUUCGUGCGUGUUGCUCAAGAUCUCCAGCAUCUCAUGUUUCUGAAGUACAAUUGACUUAUUAAAACUGUACCUUGCUCUUUUAAAAAGUGCACCGCUUGUGGGUCUGUUUUUCUUGCGAAUACUGCUAAUCGCGACGGACACGUUUUUCGUUAUGCCUGUGAGUUGGCGUACUCGAGCCCAUUUCUGGAGGAAUUGUCCCACUGUUGACAGCA
Messenger RNA from Hypanus sabinus (Atlantic stingray), 7619 nucleotides. RefSeq lists its product as uncharacterized. Bases 69 to 692 code for a protein of 207 amino acids. Gene Ontology annotation, molecular function: ABC-type transporter activity. The record is from RefSeq and is a predicted model, not a curated record. Gene Ontology annotation, cellular component: plasma membrane. The transcript has 3 exons. Lineage: Eukaryota; Metazoa; Chordata; Chondrichthyes; Myliobatiformes; Dasyatidae.